Molecule: messenger RNA, 2506 nt
Organism: Guillardia theta CCMP2712
Lineage: Eukaryota; Cryptophyceae; Pyrenomonadales; Geminigeraceae
Exons: 8
Source: RefSeq, a predicted model, not a curated record
AUGGCGCCGGCAAAAACGAGGGAUAACAAAGAGGGAGGAGGCGGGGGAGCGAGAGACAGGGAGGACAUGGCGGCAGGGGGCGAAGGACACGAUACAGGCAAGUCGGCAGGCAAGCACGGCAGGGCAAACGAGCACAACCAUGGCGAUGAGAAGGACUUCGUCUUGGUCGAUGUGUUCUCGCAAGUCGUCAAGGUUCCCAUCAGGGCAGACACUUCGGUCUCAGACGUGUGCGACCACCUCGCAUCGCUAUACCCAGAGCUCACCCCUGAGCACCUGUACACUUGUGACGGCUGCGAGUUGAUGAUGGAGGACUUGCUGUGCAAUGUGUGUGUAGCAGGAGAACACCUGCUGCUGGCGUUGGGAGCAACCGACGAUGAGAGGAAACGGUCUACUGUGCUGAGCUCCCUCGGAAUCUUCCAUGGGGUUCCCAGGACUGCGUUUCAGCCGAUGCCAGCGAGAGUGACGUCGUCGUCCUCAUGUUCCCUCCUGACAGGUCAGUGUAUCCUCAACCCGAGGAUAGCCUCCUCCUUGAAGAAGCUCUACAUAGCAGUAGAGGGAGAGUGCCAUUCAAGCCUGACUUAUGGGUUGAGGGCUGACUCUGCCCAGAAGCCGCGCGUUCUGACGAGUGUGUGUGUGGACACGUCGAGCUUGAAGCAUCUUGUCGUGGUCGGAGGAAAGUCAAACUUGAAUAGCGUCGGGGACCUCGUCCGAUGGGUGAGGGCGAGGAUGGGAGGUAUCCCUUCCUGGGUUCGCUUGCAUGCGUACGUCUUCUCCAACCUAGGGAGUGAUGUUCGCGAGGACGAGAGUGAGAAGGAUUGGUUCGAGGAGCUGGAUGACAGCACUGCCAUCCCGGUGCUGUCCAAGAACGAGAAUCUUCUCAUCAGUACAGAGGUUACGCCAGUUGUGUUAUCGAAGAAGGAUUCAUUGGUGUGGAAGACAACUCACGACGGAGGUCAGGCGAUGUACGGAAAGAAGGCCCUUGCCUUCGAUCCCUUGAGGUUGGACGAUUUCAGCUGCCUCGUCGAGAGCCUGGCCGACUCCUUCAAUUUUUUACACAAGAUGCAGCUGUGUGCUACGGAGGUAGCAGGGGUGGGGACAUUUCUCAACGGGGAGGUUCGUUUCAAUGGUAUCCCAGUGGAAAUUCCGUCCUUGCAGGAUCUGAGGAUCACGUUGCGGAUCACCUCGCGCUCCGAGUCAGCGCACAACGGGGGGAAGAGCCUUGUACUGAGGCCUUACUUUGGGGACGAGAGUGUCUGGUGUCACCUCCCCCCUCACGGCCACGUCCUUCCCUUCUUCUUCACCGCUGGGCCUAACAUGAUCUUCACUCCGUGCUUGGAAACGAUUGACGUGCUCAGCUGGGCGACGUCUCCUCAGAUCAAAUCUUUCUCGAAGGACGAUCUCAUCAUUCUCAUUUCGAGAAUAUCAGCGCCCAGAUCCAAGCGAAGGCGCGAUGCCGAGAUGCACGAGAGCAGACCCUCAAGGCAAAGGACGCGUCAAGGACAUGUCCAGGAUCUACAUACCCCACCUGAAGAGGAAGCGGUGGAGCUGAACCCAUGGAAUGCUCGAGGGAACGAGAGGGAGAUCGCCGCGACGGAGGUAACGGAGAUGAGGAAGAGACUACAAGCAGCGCGAGAAAGCCGCGAUGGAGAGAAGAUAGCCUUUGCAGAGAUAGAUUUAGCGAAGGCGAAGCUGGGAGCAGCGAACAAGGCUGGGGACGAGAGGGUGAUCGCGGCAGCAAAAGUCGAGGUCGCGGAGGCGAAGCUGAGAGGAGAGGUCGAGGUCGCGGAGGCGAAACUGGGAGAAGCGAACAAGGCUGGGGACGAGAGGGUGAUCGCGGCGGCGAAAGUCAAGGUCGCGGAGGCGAAGCUGAGAGGGGAGGUCGAGGUCGCGGAGGCGAAGCUGAGAGAGGAGGUCGAGGUCGCGAAGGCGAAGCAGAGAGGGGAGGUCGAGGUCGCGGAGGCGAAGCUGGGAGCAGCGAACAAGGCUGGGGACGAGAGGGUGAUCGCGGCGGCGAAAGUCAAGGUCGCGGACGAGAGGGUGAUCGCGGCGGCGAAAGUCAAGGUCGCGGAGGCGAAGCUGAGAGGGGAGGUCGAGGUCGCGGAGGCGAAACUGGGAGAAGCGAACAAGGCUGGGGACGAGAGGAAGAUCGCGGCGGCGAAAGUCAAGGUCGCGGAGGCGAAGCAGAGAGGGGAGGUCGAGGUCGCGGAGGCGAAGCUGAGAGAGGAGGUCGAGGUCGCGAAGGCGAAGCUGGGAGGGGAGGUCGAGGUCGCGGAGGCGAAGCUGGGAGCAGCGAACAAGGCUGGGGACGAGAGGAAGAUCGCGGCGGCGAAAGUCAAGGUCGCGGAGGCGAAGCAGAGAGGGGAGGUCGAGGUCGCGGAGGCGAAGCAGAGAGGGGAGGUCGAGGUCGCGGAGGCGAAGCAGAGAGGGGAGGUCGAGGUCGCGAAGGCGAAGCUGGGAGCAGCGAACAAGGCUGGGGACGAGAGGGAGAUCGAGGCGGCGAUAGUCG